AAAAACACUCCGUCUGCACUUCUCAGCUGGAGCCAGUGAUCAGCAGAGAGCCCGUCAGCUACCACGCACCGUCUGUGUUCAGGUGAAACAUCCCAUCAGAGCGGGAGGCUUUCCACCACCUGUGCGCCAUGGCAGAAGACGCGUCCCACGCCGAGGCCAACAGCAGCAGCGUCUCCAGCAGCACCCACGCCAUCCCACAGCAGCCGCAGCAGCAGCAGCAGCAGCAGCAGCAGCAGCAGCAGGAGGACACGGAGCUCCUCAUCCCCAGCUUCAGCGCCUCCUCCGCCCCGUCCUCCCCCACCCCGACCGGCACCCUGUCCCGGCUGGGCCUGAAGAGCCCCACCAGCCCCGUGGCGCCGGGCAGCCCCGUGGACCGCGGCCAGGUGAGCGCCAUCACCGUGGUGGCGCUGCUGGACAAGCUGGUCAACAUGCUGGAGGCGGUGCAGGACAACCAGCAGCGGAUGGAGCAGCGGCAGGCCGAGCUGGAGGGCGCCGUGCGGGUGGUGCAGGGCGACGUGACCCGCCUGUCCAAGACCCACAUCAGCACCUCCAACUGCGUGAGCAAGCUGCUGGAGAGAUCCCGCAAAGUGAGCGGGCACCUGAAGGAUGUGAAGGAGCGUAUGGACAAGCAGGCGGUCCAGGUGAAGAAGCUGGAGGCCAACCACAGCCACCUGCUGAAGAGGAACCACUUCAAAGUGCUCAUCUUCCAGGAGGACAAUGAGAUCCCUGCCAGUGUGUUAGUCAAGGACUCCCUCAAGACCCCACAACCAAGCCAGUAUGAUGCAGAGUCCACCCGGCCUGCCCCAUCUGUCACAGGCUCUGUUGAAGGCAUCCGUACCCAAGAGGAGGGUCAGACCGUCAGUCUGUCUUCAGAUGAGGAUGCUGAGUUUCCAUCACACUGCAUCAAUGAAGAUUUCCUGGAGUGUGAUGCUGCGACUGGCACUUCGCGUACAUUUGAGAGAAGGGCCGACAGGUUCAAGCGCAACAGCCUGAAGAAGGUAGAUAGCCUCAAGAAAGCCUUCUCACGCCAGAGCAUUGAGAAGAAGAUGACCGAGAUCACCACUAAGAUUGUGCCACCAGAGAAGCGUGAGAAACUUAAGAAGAGCUUCACCCCCAACCACCCCAAGAGCCCGACCGCCAAGUCUUCCUCCUUCAAGGUGUCCCCAAUGACCUUCACCGUCAAGAAGGUCAGAGAUGGUGAGACCCCCACACCAGAUAUGGGCUCACCGUUGGAAGGAGCCCGUGUGGAGAUCCCUCCUCUGGGAAGCAUGGAUGGUGAGAUUCCUUUGGCGGAGGUGCAUACCCAGGAGGGUGUUGUGGAGGAAAUCCAGGAGAUGCUGAGCCCCUCCACCCCAGAUAGCAUGAAGGCAGAGCUGGCAUUGAAUGGAAAAGCACCAAGCAUUGAGUGUGAGAUGAAUGGGGAUCGUUUGGCUGACCUUGCAGUUCCAGAGCAUGACGAAGAUCUUGGCGAGGAUAUAGAAGAGGAGGACGAAGAAGAAGACAAACAGAAAAGCCCUGUUGAGAUAGCAGCCGAUGUCCAGAUUGCUGCAGCAACAGUGUCUGUGGAGCAAAUGUCUUAAUAUGUUGAGAUUUUGAGCAUCAGUCCCAGUUUCGCAUUUUCUUCUUUUCUUACUCAAGUUUCGACAAUUACUGAACCCCCAGCAAGCACAAGUUUUCCCUUUCCUGUAACAAGUCCUAUGUUCUGGUCAUUAGCACCCCUAUACACUAGAAAGAUUUUCUUGACUUUCCCGACCUUGGACCUUUUCUACAUCACUGCCUUUAAUUAUCACCAGCACAGUCCUUGACAAACCUUGACAUGGUCUGCAUUAGCAAUAAGACCCAACAGUGUACCUCACUAAACAUUCAGAUUAAAGCAUCCAGUGUAGUUAGGUUGUCCAAGGAAGGCAACACUGCAGCAAUACACCAUAUCUUACUCUCAUCAACCGGUGCCCACCACUUCAAUAGGUGCACAUCUCCAGGGCACUGGACCAACUAUCUCCCUCCUGCUGUGUUUGUCUGCCUCUGGCCCUCUCCUUCUCACUGACAAAUAGCCUCUUUUGUUCUUUGUGUUUUUUGUUAAAAAAAAUAGUAAAUCUUUGGCAAUAGUGGUACUGCCCACAGCCUGUUGAGGCAGUGUGUUGCCAGGUUGUGCAAGAGUUGGAAUGGGGAGUUUCUGCAUUUUCAGUGAAAAGGCCCUGGGGUGUUUUUUAGUAGAGGACUAGAGGUUGUUUACUGAAUUCUUUGGACCUGCCCUGCAGAAGCCCUUAUUUUAACUAGCAGGUGAUUUCAGUAAUCUGGGGUGACUCCAUCUUGCCUUUUGUCCUUCCAGUUGUGAAAUUAUGUUAGUGUGACAGUGAGAUCCAGUUUUGUCUUUCCUGACCUUUUGAUUUAAAACCUAUGUGCAUCCUAUAAAAACAUACAAUUGCCAUUUGACAUCCAACAACCAAUUAACAUUUGCACCAUAGAAAAAUAAAGUAGAAUAGUUGGAAUUUGAAAUAGUCCAAAUCGUCUUGAAAAUCACAUGUAUUUGACACUCUGAGAAAGAUUACAGAAACAAGUGCUAACAUUAUGUUUGGGUUCAGUCACACUGAUGCAGAUGAAGGACACCAUUGCAGGAUAGAAGCUGCUCUCGAUAUAGAAAACAAUAUAUAAGUGACGCAAAGGACCGUACAGGUUUUAAUAGUGAGACACUAAAUGUCACUUUUGCAGCCCUUUUUCUUCUUUUGCAGGGCUACUUUUUAUGUUUAUGUACAGAAAUUAUUGUCUUAUUCUAUGUGAGGCACACUACUUGCUAGAUAUUUACAGCUUAAACAUCCUGAAUUAGUACAGUAGCUUUAUGCUUGCCUUGAGUGUGUGUUCUUUUACAGUAAAUGUUGUAUCUGUGAAUUUUAUUUGUGUUACUAUAUGAUUCUCGGGUGUUUUUAAGCCGUGUUCUUUCAGGCAUCCAUAAGUUACAUGGUGAAAUGUUUACUCAGUUUCAUAUGUUUAAGACACAAUCUUAAAAAUUUGCCAGGGCAACAUCACUAAAGCUGCCCUGCCUUAUUGCAUGCACACACAUACUCCUACGGUGCCUUUACCUUGUACAAGCUGGUGUGAGUAUUUCCACUCCUAAAGGGAUGGAUUCCUAUGGUUUUGUAGAUAAGAGUGAUGGUAAAACAUGCCUGAAAUUUUUUCCUUUUUCUGAGAAAGCCCUUGCAGCUAUCACUUUUCUGAGCGCAGUUAAGGCUUCACACCAACUACAUUUAAAAAAAAAAAAAAAAGUUUAAAGGACGUGCAAAUACAUCGGUCACAAUCAACUUUAUGGUUGAAAGUCAGUCCUUCAAAGUUGCUAUAAAGUGACCUUCCUCUUGUUGCUCAGUGUCAGAGCGUUACCAGCCUCAGCUACAGGCUUGUCUUAUGCCAUGACUUCCUAAAAAUAAUGUAGCAAGUGAUACCAGGUGCCAAGGAUCCAGAUACUAGAGAGGUCACUGAAGUGGAUAAAGGCAGAAGGCAGCAUUCCUAGGUUUGACGGAUGACUCCUGCUCAGCCCAUUUUUCAUGCUCUUGGCCUCCUUGUUGAGACAGUGCAAAGGGAGGAAGACGCUCUAUGGAGCCACAGGUGUUCUGAACCCUGUAGAGGCUCCUGGGCAUGAGCUGGAAGUAGGAGGGAGGACAGGGGUGUUGGAGAGAAAGGUUGUUGGAAAAGAUGAUAAAGUUGCAUUUGGUUUAGGCAUAUGUGCAUCUUGGCAGAAAGGUGAUUAAACUGUGAGAGUCUGCGAUGCAUUGAACCAUGGGAACUGCAAUAUGUUUAGGGGAUGUAUAUCUAUAACUUGCACGGCAGGACUGGGAAACCUCUUCUUCAGUUUGCCUGUACUACAUAUCCAUUAUACUGCUUCUGAAAAAUAUAGAUAACACAUACACAAUGGAUUGUUAACUUGUUUUUAAAGUUGAAAUAUGGUGCCCAAAAUAUUUUAUAUUUAAAGUAUGCAAGAAAAUCAAUUUAUUAAGUCUGGAUUCAUUCCAACUUCAAACAACAAGUACCAACUUUAAAGUAGAAAGGUUACUCUAAGGGUAAGAAAUAACAUACAUUUAUGUAGUGACUUACUCCUAAGUCAGCUAGGUGUGUCUGAUUGAAGAUAUGAAUGCUGAAAGAAUGAAUAGCCAAUCACAGAUAUGUAUUGAUCCUGUUAUGUCUCUGCCUUUUGGUAGAUUUAGAGUUUAAAAAAAGAGAAAAAAAAAUCCUUACAGCUUAUUCAGUGGUAUGUUUUUGUGUCAGAACAUAGAUUACAAUUAUAUUUUUAAAAGUGUAUUUUAUUUGUGGGAAAACACUGGGAGUAAUUAACACAGGAAAGUAACAACAACUGAAUAUACAAAUAGGAAAUGAAUUAACAGGAAAGUGUCCAAAAUGGAAACAAAUUCCAGUUUAUUCUUGCUGUUUUGUGCUCUUGCGAAAUGUAAAAAAAAAAAUUAAAAAUUAAAAAAAUAAAGAGAAAAAAUACAUCCUAUUAAAUGUUCAAAUGCAAAUAAUAGAAUAAAACUAUUCAACUCUUGAAUAUGAACUGAAGCUGUGUUAUUUUUAUUAUCAGUCAGGAAACAGGCGUGCUCUGCUCAGCUCUGUUACUGAGAAUCUCCUCUGCAGCUCUUUUAUAUGUUAUGGCAUUAUUAAGUCAAAAUCAUUUUAAGACAUAGUUUUUAUCAUUAGAUUUAGACGUAGGGGUAAAAGAGAAGGAUUUUCACCUUUAUCUCUCACUUAAGUCCAAAAUGGACAAACACAAGAGAAAUGCAGCACGUGGUGUCACCGUAUUUGUUAAAGUGCCUUAUAUGUUCAUAAAGUAAUCAGCCAAUUCCCUCAGUGGGGUUUGUAAGAAGAAAAUAUAUAAUUAGACAUAUAUCCAUUUAAAAUUACUUGGAAACUGUGCUUAUUACAUGUCCUUUAUCAUUUUAUGGAUUUUUUUUAUUUUUAUUUUAAUUCUUCUUUGUAUAUAUCACCCAAGUUUAAACAGAUUGAACAAUAGGCUCAUGUUGCUUUCUGCUUAUUCAUGCAAAUGUCUUACUUGGUGAUUUUACUGUCUCGUGUUUAAAAAAAAUAAAUAUAUACACAUGAA
Molecule: messenger RNA, 5083 nt
Organism: Amphiprion ocellaris (clown anemonefish)
Lineage: Eukaryota; Metazoa; Chordata; Actinopteri; Pomacentridae
Gene: cavin2a
Product: caveolae associated protein 2a
Exons: 2
Coding region: 129-1580 (483 amino acids)
Cellular component (GO): cytoplasm; caveola
Molecular function (GO): protein kinase C binding
Source: RefSeq, a predicted model, not a curated record